Miscanthus lutarioriparius is the source of this 921-nucleotide messenger RNA. The record is from the annotation of a GenBank genome assembly. Lineage: Eukaryota; Viridiplantae; Streptophyta; Magnoliopsida; Poales; Poaceae.
AUGGAUCCGUUCUACUUCGGCCCGGACCAGCAGCUGGACGCCGCCGCCGUCGACGAGGACGACUACCUGACGAGCCUCGGCCUGGUCCUCUCGCCGGCGCCUCCAGCGGCGUUGCCCUUGCCCGCCGGCGCAUUUGAGGCGUACCAGCGGCGUGUGCCGGCGUUGCUGGAGUACAACUCCCUGACGAUGAGCGGCCGGCGGUACAACGUAGAGCGGAACAUGCACCGGAGGAUGUUCAGUUACCUGAGACGCGUCGCUCAUGUCGCCGCCGCGGCCUCCACGGGGGCCGUGGUGGCCCCAGCGUUCCCGGCGCCCGCGGACGAGACCAUGACCACCGUUGGGGUUGUUGGGUCGUCGCAGCAGGCGCCGCGAAGCUCGCGGUUCCGGCACAUCAUGCGCGAGCGGCUGCGGCGGGAGCGCCUAAGCCAGGGAUUCGCCGACCUCCACGCGCUUCUGCCCCCCGGCGCGUCUUCAAAAGGUGGCAAGAACGACAUCGUCGGCGCGGCGGCGGGCUACAUCAGGGAGCUGGGGGCCAGGAAGGAGCGGCUCAGCGCCAGGAACGAGGAGCUCCUACACAGGGCCGCGACCCGGUGGAGUGGAGUAACGAGGAGUAGCGUCGGCAGGGGCAUGGUGGUGAAGGUGCGAGCCGAGAGCCAAGACCAUUCGACGGCGGUUAAUGCGUUUGAGAGGGUGCUCCAGCGGCUCAAGGCCAUGGAGGAGCUGCAGGUGACGGCGAUCCGAUCGCGAAUCUGCGCCGGAGAAAUGUGGAUGAACGUCGGAGUGGAAGGCCAGGUAUCCACUGGUGAGGUGGACAAGGCAAUAACAAACGCCUUGAUGGAGCUGGAGGGGAACGAUCCAAGAAGCAGCAGCAGCAAGCCAAGCUUCAGCUGUCAAGUCGAAAUAAGUGGCCAGAUGGGUUGA